AUGACAUCGAUAACUUCUUUUGAAUGUGGAAGCAAUGAUGAGACUGGUCUGCUCACAAAGAUCUACCAGACGAUUACCGACGCUAGAUGUUUGCUUCGCGGAAUAAUAGCCAAAAACAUCGCACUGUUAUUCGACAUUCAUCUCUGUGUCAGCAUCAAUUUCGACGAUAACUGCCUGAUGGCUGGGUAUCCUAGAUAUCAAGGUGAGCACUUACGCCCUGGAGUUUGUAUCUUCUACGAUUCUGGAGUCGCUUUUGACGAAGUUGAGCCAAAUUCCUCCACCAGGUUAUCGCAAUCGUCCCUCACAGCUACUGCCCAGUCCCUACUUUCUUCUCACCACAUUGCCUCACCUAUCAAAAUUCGCACCGGUCCUGGACAUAUUCCCAAUCAAGAAAGUGGGAACACGAAUGCUAACUGCUGCUCUAACGAUUCCAAGUCGUGUCUAUUUUACAUUGUAUUGGUGUCGAAGGAGUGCUUAAAGUGA
This is a messenger RNA of Necator americanus (New World hookworm), 483 nucleotides long. RefSeq lists its product as uncharacterized. Lineage: Eukaryota; Metazoa; Nematoda; Chromadorea; Rhabditida; Ancylostomatidae. The record is from RefSeq and is a predicted model, not a curated record. Bases 1 to 483 code for a protein of 160 amino acids. The transcript is spliced from 5 exons.